Molecule: messenger RNA, 305 nt
Organism: Staurois parvus
Lineage: Eukaryota; Metazoa; Chordata; Amphibia; Anura; Ranidae
Source: the annotation of a GenBank genome assembly
GGAGAGCGGAUAGAGUGAAUGCGGGGUCCGGGGAGAGCGGAUAUAUUGAAUGCGGGGUCCGGGGAGUCCAGAUAUAGUGAAUACAGGGUCCGGGGAGACCAGAUAUAGUGAAUGCAGGGUCCGGGGAGAGCGGAUAUAGUGAAUGCGGGGUCCGGGGAGAGCGGAUAUAGUGAAUGCGGGGUCCGGGGAGAGAGGAUAUAGUGAAUGCAGGGUCCGGGGAGAGCGGAUAUAGUGAAUGCAGGGUCCAGGGAGAGAGGAUAUACUCUGAGCCUGCUGACAUCACAUCUAAUUACUGUGUGUGCUGG